CCCAUCUCCUCCUCUUUUUCUCACUCCCAGCGCCGGCUGAUGCUGAAGCCGAGCGUCACUUCGGCUCCCACGGCAGACAUGGCGACACUGACAGUGGUCCAGCCGCUCACUCUGGACAGAGAUGUUGCCAGAGCAAUUGAAUUACUGGAAAAACUACAGGAAUCUGGCGAGGUACCAGUGCACAAGUUACAAUCCCUCAAAAAAGUGCUUCAGAGUGAGUUUUGUACUGCUAUUCGAGAGGUGUAUCAAUAUAUGCAUGAAACAAUAACUGUCAGUGGCUGUCCCGAAUUCCGUGCCAGGGCCACAGCAAAGGCAACAGUUGCAGCUUUUGCAGCUAGUGAAGGCCACUCCCACCCUCGGGUAGUUGAGCUGCCAAAGACUGAUGAAGGCCUUGGUUUUAACGUGAUGGGAGGAAAGGAGCAAAAUUCCCCCAUUUAUAUCUCGCGCAUCAUUCCUGGAGGGGUGGCUGAAAGACAUGGAGGCCUCAAAAGAGGAGACCAGCUGCUCUCAGUGAAUGGAGUGAGUGUGGAAGGAGAGCACCAUGAAAAAGCUGUGGAGCUGCUCAAAGCUGCUAAGGACAGCGUCAAGCUGGUCGUACGAUAUACCCCAAAAGUUCUGGAAGAAAUGGAGGCUCGCUUUGAAAAACUCCGGACAGCCCGGCGUCGGCAGCAGCAGCAACUGUUAAUUCAGCAGCAGCAACAGCAGCAGCAACAACAGACACAGCAAAACCACAUGUCAUAGAUCUUGCAAGAAUAGCAACUUGACCAAACAUCUGAAAGUCACAAAUUUGGAACCGUGCUUCAGAAUCCCAGCACAUAGUAAAAGAAAAAAGGAGACACACUGAUAAUUAUACCUGUCAAAAAGCUGGGAACACGUGACCACGUGGUGUAUAAAUUCUUUUCCAAGGCAACUCGACAUCUUUUUCUGAGGCUGACACCCACUACUCACAUGUUCUUUAUAUACCCAGACCUUUCAUUCACAGCAGGGGGAAAUCUCACGUGGAAAGGGAGAGAUUUUUCCAGUCUGCACACUGAAACCAUACAAAAAGAAUAAAGUCUGUGACUUCCAAAUGAAACACCAGGGCCAGGAUUAAUUUUGGUCUAUAGUUUUUUUCUAGAGAUCAACAAGUCUCUCAUUAGGCUGUAGUUCAAUCUCCCUCAGUUCAAAGUGUCACCACUUAAACCUACACGUGGCUCUACACCCAACCCAGUUCCUCCUCCCUGUUGCUGAGUUGUCAGAAUUCCAGUAAAUUGUACAUUCAACCUUAUCCCCCUCUUAAAAACAGCAAGUUAUUAUAUAAUAUUUAUACAGUCUUCAGGUUCUAGAAGCAACUGGCUUUCUAUUUUCUGUUUCCGUGAAUUUUAUUAGGCAUUCAUAGAGUGGGGAAAUUUGGGCACAACUUUUAAUUUGCUAGAAGCAAGGCUAGAGAACUCUAGUACUGUAUUUUUUUUAAUUAUUGCUUGUAUUUAUUAUUAAUUCUAACAGAAUAUAAUGUAUAUUUAUUCCAUAAAAUAUAUAUUAUCAGAGUGUAUUUGUUAUAAACCCAGGUCUUUUCUUACCAAGUGUUAUGAGUCUGGUGAGAGAAUACUGGUAAUGAUCUAGCUUCAUGACCUGAUCUUAUGAUGUUUAUAUAGAGAACCCUGCUCUCGGUAUUUUUUUUUGUUAGGUUUUAUAUUUUUAAUUGCUAAACUGAAGAAAUCUGAAUCUCUACCUACAUUGACAUGCUAUCAUAGAAUUCUAUUCAUAUUUUAAAGCUUAGAAUUUAUAAAGCUAAAUUACAAUGUAAGUUCAUAUAUAUAUAAAUAUAUAUGUCACUCAAAUUUAGAAUCUUUUUUCCAAAUAUAAAUUGGAUAUUUUUGACAAUUUAAGACCAAAUGUAUUGUUCCUCUUAAAAUCAGGCAUAUGAUAUUGUGAAUGGAAAGAUGCUGCUCCUUCUAAAAGGGAAAAUAUACCUGCUUCAUUACAUAUAUUCAUGUAGGUAAAUAACAAUGGCAUAUCCUUCAGAAAGCCUCACUUACUGGAAAAAUUUCUUUGAGAACUACCAAUAUAAUUUGUUACUUUAUGUUAUGCCAAACUAGGCAUGUAGACCCAACUCUAGUCCAUAGAAUGACUAGAGACAAUAAUUAUUUUGGAAUAUCUUUGGCACUUAAAUACAUCGUAAGCAAACACAAGUUCCUGAAAUAAAAAUAAAUUUCCAUCCAAAGUAUUCUAGAUAUAGGUCAUUAAAGCUGAGGCAAAUAAUUGUAUAUUCCCUUUUCUCAAGUGCAGAAGCUUCAGGAUACAAUAAAUUUCACAUUUCAGAUAGUUUCAAAGUAAAAUUUUCUGAACUCAUUUUAGGAAUUUUCUCCUUAAAAAUAAUUUAAAACCAGUCUUUGAACUAAUAUAUUUUAUUUUUCCCCGUUGGGUGGUAUUUUUGUCAUUUAUUUUCACUUAUUUUUUAUCACCCAGGUAAAAACAAGCAGUAAGGGCAUGAAAAGUUAUACCAAUUUCAACAAAGACUUGCUGUGGUCAGAGAUACCCAUCCCUAAAAACAUUUUUCAGUAGAGAAAACUUGGGUGGGAAGGUCCUGAAUAUUACGUAAAAUAUAUUUACAAAAGGGCCAGCACUACUAAUGAGUAUGAAUGGAGAUUACAUGAGUAGUGUUCAGUUUUAAAAAGAUAUUUCUCAUUUUUAUAAGAAAAUUUAAUAAAUUAAUGGAACAUAUAUUUUACUUAUCAUUUUACAAAAAAAAAAUCAAAACUAUUCCAGUGAUUCCACUGAUUUUCACAAAGGAAAAACAUUGCAUCAUUGGAAUAAUAAAACAGCCAUUUCAACAUAUUUCAAUUCAUUCUAUGUUUGGAGCUUAAGGUAUAUUUUCAUUGAAUUUAGUUUCCUUGAUAAUUGUUUUCACUUCAAUAUAAAUAUUGUCAUGAUGUUUCAGAAGCAACUACCCAAUGAGCAAGAUAUCUUAUAUUUUCUGCAAGUCUUUGUCUUCACAUUUAUUUUGCAUAAUUGGUAAUAAGUGUCUGCCAAGUUGUUUAUCAAAGUUAAGGAACUAGGGAUGCAUCACACCUAAGUUUCUAAUGCAGAAUGCAUGUUGUCGUAUGCCAGGUACAAAUGAUAUUUCAGAUGAUCAAUUUUCUUCAGAAAAUUCUUGUUUUCAAAAUUUAUGCUUUCUCCUCAGGUUUCAAUCAAAAGUAAUCAUCCUUAAAGCAUUAAAGGCCCCUUAGGGUUGGUGACCAUUUUUUUUAAACCUCUUUCCUGCCUUGAUUAUUUCUGAAAGUAAAUAAAAAUAGCAUUAUUCAGUAAAAGAAUGGAUACCUGAAACUUUCCAUCCGUCAUUUACAUUUUAAGUCUUUGCCUUUUGAAAUAGAGCUUCUUCAGAGAGAUAAUGAGCUUAAAUUACAAUUGACUUUGGAAAGAAUAAUAGACUUUUGUGUUUCCUCAAUCAUGUAAUCAAUAGGGAAUUCUCUAGUUAUGUGAACUACCACUAUCUUUUAAGACACUGCUAAGAUCUCAAUACAAAGUGGAGUGGGGGGGGGGGGUGUUUUUUUAAAAAGAACUCAAGGCUGUUUCUGAAGAACUUGGCUUAGAUGAAUUACACUAAUUUAUAAAAACAGUUCUUAAGCAUGAUAAAUCAAACUGAUCUAAUGUCAUUUUAUUAUAGUCAUCUGUGCGAAUAGGAUUCCAAGACACUGUAAUAUUUCUUCACAUUAUUUUAAACAUCUAUAGGUAUCUGUGGAUGUGUGUAUAAUGCCUGAAUUUCUCAUUGCUUAGCUAGGUAUGUUCAGCAUACAGACACAGCCAAUUAGUAAAACCAGUACUAGACAACAAUACAAAGUAGAAAUCAAUCCUCGAAAGAUUCAGGGAGGUAAUGUAAGGCAAGAUUUCCCAAAACAUUGGGUAGAACUACCCUUCUUUUAUUCCUUCAAAUAAAUUCCACAAAGAAAAGGGUUGCUUGUCUUGUAGGCUAUUGUUUUCCAGGCAUCUGGCAUGAUGCCCAGCACAAUGCAGAGACACAGUAUUUGUUGAAUGAAUGAAUGAUUGAAUAGAGAGAUUGACAAAUAAAUGCUUUCCAAUUAUUUCAAAAAUGUCACCAGCUUAUAUAAUACUAAAAUUUCUGAAUUUUCAUAGAAUCAGAAAUGACUCUUGAUAAAUACUUUUUAGAUAUAUGAAUUUGAAGUGAAUUAAUUCAAAGCCUAGAAUUUGAGGACAUUUAGUUACAAAAUAGUAUUUAGGGAGUCAGAGUUUUUAUAAUAACUCAAAUUCAAACUUUCUAAUUUUUUUUAAUUUUUAAGAACUCUUACAUUUUUUGGCAAGGCCAAUCCAAACAUGAAGCUCUUUAUAAAUUUUAUAAAAAGUUAGGUCCUUUUUAAAGACAUAUCAUAUCAUGUUUAUUAUUAAUAAUUCAUUUAAUAUAAAAACUUAUGAAAUUUGGGGUUUUAAGAGGCAGUCUCCCUAAAUCAUCUGUUUUAAAAAGUGUGACUCUCGGGCUGGAGAGAUAGCACAGUGGGUAGGGCAUUUGCAUUGCAUGCGGCCGACCCGGGUUCGAUUCCCAGCAUCCCAUAUGGUCCCCUGAGCACUGCCAGGAGUGACUCCUGAGUGCAGAGCCAGGAGUAACCCCUGUGUGUUGCCUGGUAUGACCCAAAAAGCAAAAAACAAAACAAAAGUGUGACUCUUCUGUUUUAAGGAAAUAUGAAACUUUAUUUCUGUCACUAACAUAUUUAUCAUGAAUAUUAAUGACACCAGUUUAUUUUCAUGCCCAUACAAAAAGGAUCUGCAUUUAGCAUUAUUCCUUCUUUCACACUUGAUUCCUCAAAUUUGAAUUUAAAAUUCCCAGCUAGUAAGACAUUUCCUUCUUUUUUUAAAAAAAAAAACAAAUAUUAGUUGCUCUGCUAGUAUGGGCAAAGCUUUGGAAAUACAAUGGCAAACAAGAUAAGCAGAGGACACUCAGAGCUUACAGUAAGAUACCCUCAACACUUUAGCACUACAGCUUACUGCCAUUACUCUUCACAUCUGAUACAAAAAAUAACAAUCCUUCAUCCCAUGGAAAUCAUAGAAAUUCCUUGCCCAGAUUUAUGUGAGCAUGCUUUUCUAAAUAUGCUUCUCAAACACGCUGCUAAGUUUAUCCAUAUACUAUACUUAUACUCUACUGAGGUAGAAAAGUAAUCAUUUUAUUUAGUUCUUACUGUGUAUAAUUGCACUCCAUGCUCUCAUAUUCUAUAUUAUUCAGUACACUUAACAACUCUAAUCAGAAGUUAAGAGAUAAGAAUACUGAAGCUCAGGCAUGAAAUUUAUCCUAUAUCACACAGGUAGCAGAUGGUACUGGGAUUUGAAUCCAUGCAAGAUAUUACAACAGCUCAUGUGUCUAACCAUUGUCUGUGGUCUGGGGAUACCACUAAAACAGAUGAAUUACCAUAUGUAGAAGCAUUUUGGCAUUAUAAAGUAAUAUAGAGAAUCACCAUAGUGAAUAUUACAAUCAACAAACCAUAUCAAUGUCAGAAGUAGUGAGAAAUCAAUCUUAUGUUCUAUCUUAUUCUCAUAAAACAUUCAAAGCCAGGAACAUGAAUUAAAGUACAUAUCCAGAAAGUGUCUGAUGUAAUAGAUAUUUUAAUGAUAUUUUAGAAUUAUUUAAUGUUAGCCACUGUGUCUAUCUGGUGCUACAAAAAAAAAAAAGAAACAAAACCCCUUGCUGUAAGGGCUUAUAAUACACAGUGUGGAGAUGAACCAGUGAUAUUUCAUGGCUGCGGGAAAGGAUUGGGCAAUAGUCCUAUUUUCUCACCAUUGCAUGUGACCAUGUCUUCUAAUUGUUUUCAUUAUUUUUCUGAAAGAGCUGCGAAAUUGUGCAGUGGUUCAACCUGACCAAAGUGGUUAUUAUGCUGCUGGGAAGUAAAAGUAUUAUACACCAGA
Messenger RNA from Sorex fumeus (smoky shrew), 5889 nucleotides. RefSeq names its product lin-7 homolog A, crumbs cell polarity complex component (gene LIN7A). The record is from RefSeq and is a predicted model, not a curated record. Gene Ontology annotation, molecular function: L27 domain binding. The coding region runs from base 40 to 741 and encodes 233 amino acids. Gene Ontology annotation, cellular component: MPP7-DLG1-LIN7 complex; basolateral plasma membrane; synapse. The transcript has 6 exons. Gene Ontology annotation, biological process: protein localization to basolateral plasma membrane; neurotransmitter secretion; maintenance of epithelial cell apical/basal polarity. NCBI's taxonomy places the organism in Eukaryota, Metazoa, Chordata, Mammalia, Eulipotyphla, Soricidae.